GCCGCCAUUUUGUUUGUAUCUCAGUGCCGCUUCGGAGCAGACCGACCCGGGACCACAACUCUCGUAUUUCAGAACUUUUUAAAACUCAUUUUUAAAACAAUCAACUGGUAAUUAACACUUUACACUCUGUUGAUGUGUAAUUUGCUAUAAGUAUCCGGUAAGGCUGUAGAAAGAGCGUUCUCCCGUAAUGACGGUUUAAACAGCCAUCUUAACAUUUAGCUGGAGUUCUCGGCCUGUUUGAUGUAGCAUUUGCUAACAGAAAUACGGCUUCACCAGCUGGGUAGUAUUAGGAAAAUCCUGCUAUUUAUCUUUGAUGCUUUUUUUGUGGAUUUUCAUCAACAAAGAGUCGAUAUUAGUUUGUAAUCUUGUAUAUUUCUACCAUCGCGUGGAUCGGUCGUAGCUCGCUCCAGUUAGCUUUAAGCUGUUUUAUUCUGCUUAGAGUAAGUAUGUCACCGUUUCCUUCACUUUUUCUGUUGUUAAACUUGUGUUAUUUGCACCAAAUAUGGGCAGCGGUGGCUCGGCUGGCCUCUCCAUGUAUCCCAGCCUCAAAGGCCGAAAGAUUGAAGCAUAUAUUCCCUCCUGAUGGGAGGGAAGCACCGUUAGCCUGCUAUCAGUUGUCCGUGGGUGGGUAAACACGCAGUGGGUUUAUGUGGGAUCAGUUCCUAUUGGUCAGAAGAUUAAUGAUCAUUUCUUCAGUUUGCUUUGGAGCUGCUUUUCCACUCAGGGAUCUGUCCGGAGAUCAGAACCAGUGCAAAUGAAUGCCAUUAUUUACAGAAAACCACCAAACUAAACUCACCUGGAGGGAAUGGGAGCUUUUUAAUGAUUCAUUAACUCCCAGGAGAAAUAACCAGGAAGGAUAAAUGGUUUGAUCUCUGGAAGGAUGGGCCAAAAUUAAAGCGGUGAACAGCUCCAAAUACUGGACCUAAUAGUUGUCUUUCCAGAAAUGGGAAACAUGAAGCAGUGACUGUAAUCAGAUGGAAACAGUGGUUUUAUUACUAUGUAAUAAGUAUUCACUCAUAUUAUAUAGAGAGAAAAUAGGAUUUUCUUUGAUAAAUCUUUUAGUAAGUAAAUCAAAUUCUGUUAGGAGUCAAUUCAUUACAAACACUGGAUUAUUUAAUCUCAUUUAAAGUAUGUGUAUAAGUGAGUGUAUGCAUGUGCAUAUACACACAUACUGCUUUAUAUGUGAGUGUAGAUGGCUAUAGAUUAAUAGAUAACAUGCAUACUAUUGAGGUUUUAUUAUUAAAUUCCCUCUGACAUCAUUCACCUUACUCCAGUCUGGUAGGUGGCAGUAAAUGCACCUUAAGUUGGCUGCAAUCCGCCAAUAAAACAAAAGAAGAAGAAGAGCCCUUCUAGUAAAAUGUGGCUUCCUGCUUUUAAGGCAACAUGAGCUGUAACCCUGCUUUGUGUCCAUGAUGAAAUGUUCCUGCUGUGUCUCUCUCUCUCUCUCUCAUUAACCCUCUUCAGUUCCUUGGCGAGUGUUUUUCAUUUCUAGGUUAAAUGGGAGGGACCGACCUCUGGAUGUGGAUAGUCUGUCCCCGUCAGAAAGCAUAGCCAGAAGAUUUUUUCCCCCCCAUUUUCAGCGUUGUUAACCAUCAGCUGAAAAGCACUAAAAGCCUCUACCUGCUUUUUUUAAUCAGCCACCAUCAUCUAAAGCACAAGAAGACUCAGAAGAUGUUUUUUUUUUUUUUUUUUUUUUUUUGGUUUCUUUUUUGACUACAUGUCAACCCAACCUUUGACCCUCAGUUUACAAUUUUUUUUAUUUGUCUGCUGAUUAAUUCCUCCUAUUUAUUUCCUCGAUUAGCCUCUUCACUUAUUCGUACAAAAAAAAAGAAAAAAAAAAAGGACUUUUGCGCCCUCUGUUAGCAGUCUGUCUCACCUCGCCUGAGACCAGGAAUCACAUAGGAAGACGAGGUUUUCUGGGCGACCUACCCCACAUUUCCUCUUAUCUCAUGGAUCAAGUCUUCCUUCAGGACUCCAUAUUAUUCCGGAGACUUGGCAGCAGCUGUGAGCUGGCGAGGAAGGCAGCGGCGAAGGCGUCUCAGGGAGAGUCCAUUCGUUCCAGAGGGGAACCAGCUGCUGGGUCACCGCCGCGUGUUACUAUGACCAACCAUGGAGAUGACUGCUACUUCUUCUACUACUCCACCUGCACCAAAGGGGACAGCUGCCCGUUUCGACACUGCGAGGCCGCCAUGGGCAACGAGACCGUCUGCAACCUCUGGCAGGAAGGACGCUGUUUCCGGACCGUCUGCAAGUUUCGCCACAUGGAGAUCACGAAAAACCGAAAGGAGAUUCCUUGUUACUGGGAGAAGCAGCCGGCGGGCUGCCAGAAGCCGCACUGCGCCUUCUUUCAUGAGCGACCUCGCUUUGUAGAGGGCAUCUUCGUCCCUCCAGAUAAAAUUCAGAGUAAAAGCGAGGAGCAGCCGGAAGAGGAGCCGGCGCCUCCUUCAUCUGCUCCUCCUCUUCCCCCCGCCAACACAGCCAAUCCUCAGCUCCGAGGAGUCAUCAAGACAGAAAGCCAGGAGCCGGUACCGAGUCCGACUCAUCCACCGGUGGUCAUUAAUCCAGUGGAUGACGACGAAGACGAGGAGGAUCAGUUCUCAGAGGAAGGAGAGGACGGGAAAGUCGGAGCUUCUCCGAGGAAGUUCUCCAAAUCAGCAGACUCGCUGAACUUCGGUGUGAGCACCCUGGAGGAGAUACGUCUGAGGAAGGCCCUGAAGUCCAGCAUGAGGAGGGCAGGUUCUCCCAUCCACAGGCCGCAAACCACCAACAGAGAGAAGGAGAACAUCCAGGCGCUGUACCGGCCGGCCCACUCAGAGAUCAGAGGCCCAGUCAUCUUUGAAGAACAGCAGAGGCCGAGAGGCAGAGUGAUGGAGAGGCUUGGACGAAGGAUUUCCAGCACGGAUUUUAAAAGCAUGGAGGGACCCCCCCUGAAGAAGAGUCUGGCUGAGCGUCUGGGCAGAACCGUGGAUGAAGAGGCGCCACCGGUUGGCACCCAGAAAGCCUUAAAGCCUGUUAAAGAACGACUGGGCUUGGUUCCUCCUGUUCGAGGCGCUCGCUCAGCUGAAGCUACAGCAGCGUCCGCUAAAGCUCCUGAACUGAUCCGCAUCAAAACUCUGGAGGAGAUCAGACAAGAUAAGGCGGCCAAAUCUUCGGGCCAGAAUGAUGCUCUUUCAGCCGCUGCAGCUGAGCUUCCUAAUACCGACCUAGUGAAGGGGAUCAAACGCUCCAUCACCGUACGAGGCGCCCAAGUCAGCCACGUGAAAACGUUCUCUGAGAUCGUCCGAGCAAAGAAAAGAAAACAGGAAGAGCAACAGAAUCAGAACCCCGACUCAAAGGUGGAGCAGUCGGUGGAGAAACCUGCAGGCAAGAGUCCUGAAGGAGCUCCAGAUGUGGAGAAGGUUCGGGUAAAAACCCUCGAGGAGAUCCGAAGGGAGAAGGCCGCCAGAGUCCAGGCUCAGCAGGCCGAAGCCAAGCAGAGCGCCGACGCGGAGCGCAGUGCUCCCAAGAGGCGCCAAAUGCUGCGGAUGAAGAAACCGCCGAGCCAACCGAGCGGCGGGACUCCUGAGACGACUCCGGACACGUCGGAGACGCCACGGAAAACCGCCGCAGCUCCAGCCGAGACCAUCAAGGUGAAGACCUUUGAGGAGAUCAUGCAGGAGAAGCGGCUUCGGAAACAGGAAAUGGAAGUUCAGGGGAAAAGCGCGGCUGAAGCCGAUUCAUCUGAGAACCCGCCUGCAGGCGGAACGCUUAAGAGGAAGCUUCCUGCUAAGAUCUGUCCAACGUCAGCGGAGUCUUCCUCACCGUCCGCUGCUUCACCUCCCAGCCGUCCUGUUCGGAAACUCCUCUCCCUCAAACCCCGAGCGCCUUCACCCAUGGCGACACCGCCCUCUGCUGGGCCAUCAACCGGGGACCGAAGUCCUCCUCAGCAGCCCGUGUCUCAGAGCCCAUCCACGGACGCCGUGGACAGAACCCAGACCUGCCCAGCGCCACGCCCGGCAACCCAGCUGGGUGGAAAAUCCGCUCAGGCUGCAGACGAUCGGGCAGUGGAGAACUUGGCGGACGGCAGCAAGACCAGAGCGGUCUGCUCUAAAGUGAGGCCUAAGCUGAACGUAAGGCCGUCGGUAGUGAAGCCUGCAGGGCGGCCGGCGCCUGCAGGGCAGAGGAAGAGAGGAGCGGAUGCUUCUGCCGUGGCGGCUGUUAAACCCAUGAACAGCAGCGCUGCUCAUCAGUCUUCAAACAAAGAGGCUGAGCUGCCGCCUGCUGUGCCCCCAACUGCCCCCCACCAGGGAGAGGAGCUUCAGCCCGCCCCCGUCUCUGCUCAGCUUCACGGCAGAAACCCCACAGCAGCCACCAGCGGAGCGGCCGACCCAGACACCCAUCCAGGCCCGCAGAGUCCGAGUCUUAAAAGUCCCACUCAGUCCAAACCGCGGAGGCCCAGCAUGGCGGCGUCCCGCACCACCUCCAGCACCGACGCCUCCGUGGACGACUUCGAGGCCCUGAUCAACCAGUUCACCGACGACCACCUGGAGGAAGACGUGGACCCGGCCAUCGGGGAGGACGACCUGCUGCAGGAGCUGUCAGAGAUGAUCGACAGCUGAGAGAAUCCGCCGCAUCUCCAACCUGCUGCCAUCACUUUAUAUUUACACCCGUAUGGAGAUAUAUGAACAAAAAAAAACUUCUCUUAAGUAUUUUCUUCACAUUUAUUAGUUUUUAGACCUCCUCCCUUUAGAGACCAUUCUGUCUGAUUACCUGCAGAUCUUUUAUGUUACUGUGUCCAACUUCUUUGCUCCUGACGUCUAAAGAAGGCGAGAGAAUAGCUGUGGGCAGGAGCUGCAGUGUCUGGGAUUCUGGGAGGGAAGCACCAUCUUAGGGAGAAGUGUUGUUAUCUGUAUACUGUGUAUGCAAAUGGAAAUCAGUUUAGAUGUAGAACUUCUGGACAGAACACCUCUGCUGGUCUUUUCUUUAUGUCCCUGUGGAUACCUGAGCUGUUCCUCAUCCACUUCCUGUUUAAUGGAUUAAAUGCAUCCUCAGUUCCCUGUGUUUGAAGUCAGCAUCCCAGCGGAGGUCUCCUCGGCUCCAUUUCAGACACCUUUUAUCCAGAACACUCUACAAGAACCCAGUCACAUCCGCAAUACUCUGCGUACCUCAGGGAGUCUCUGUGAUGUUUAUGUUCCGUAGAAGAAACACUUGGUUUUAGUUUUAUUUUAGGAAUGGUAGUGGAUGGACUGCUGUUUUGAUUAUGUGUGUGUGUUUGCUCUUCCAUGACACUUUGUUACUAUCUUAAAAUCAUUCAUGUAAAUAAAAGAUGCUUUUAAUGACCAGUUGGAGACUGA
Cyprinodon tularosa is the source of this 5333-nucleotide messenger RNA. It is a transcript of the gene zc3h11a, whose product is annotated as zinc finger CCCH-type containing 11A. The record is from RefSeq and is a predicted model, not a curated record. Lineage: Eukaryota; Metazoa; Chordata; Actinopteri; Cyprinodontiformes; Cyprinodontidae. Gene Ontology annotation, molecular function: metal ion binding. Bases 1950 to 4598 code for a protein of 882 amino acids. The transcript is spliced from 16 exons.